Nicotiana tabacum (common tobacco) is the source of this 633-nucleotide messenger RNA. Lineage: Eukaryota; Viridiplantae; Streptophyta; Magnoliopsida; Solanales; Solanaceae. The record is from RefSeq and is a predicted model, not a curated record.
AUGGAUUCAUCAGGCCGACUAUGUCGCAUUGGGCUACAUCAGCUUCUGGCUGUUAGGGUGUUCUUGAAGAUCGAUUUGAGAUCUAGGCACCAUCAGUUGAGGAUUUGUGCUUCGGAUGUUCGAAAGACGGGUUUUCAGACUAGAUAUGGACACUAUGAGUUUCUACUUCGUUUUGAGAAGAAGGACCUUAAUCCGAUGCAGCGCAUGUGGAUUGAGUUACUAAAGGACUUUGAUAUCACCAUUGUUUAUCAUCCGGGCAAGGCGAACAUGGUCGUGGAUGCCUUGAGAAGAAAGGCCAAGAGUAUGGAUAGUUUGGCAUUCAUUCGAGCAGAGGAGAGGCCAUUGGCUAUGGAAAUUCGGUCCUUACCUAACCGACUUGUGAGGGUCACUUAUGUGUUCUUAUUUGAUGGCCUAAGAGAGUUGAUUCUGGAGGUGGCUCACAGUUUGUGUUAUUCUAUUCAUCCUGAUGCCACGAAGAUGUAUCGUGACCUGUGGCAGCGUUACUGGUGGCGGAAGAUGAAGAAGGACAUAGUUGGGUAUGUAUCAAGGUGUUUUAAUUUCCAACAGGUUAGGUAUGAGCGCAAGAGGCCAAGUGAUUUACUUCAUCAGAUGGUUAUACCAGAGUGGAAAUAG